AUGUCUAAAGAAGCCUUUAUAGGAUCGAUUGAUCAAGGAACGACCAGUACGAGAUUCAUAAUCUAUGAUCAGUCUUGUAAGGCUGUUAGUUCUCACCAGGCUGAGUUCUCUCAGAUAUUUCCUCAAGCAGGAUGGGUUGAACAUAAUCCGAUGGAGAUUCUGGAGAGCGUGCGGUUUUGUAUGGCGAAGGCUAUUGACAAGGCGACAGCAGAUGGACACAACGUGGAUAGUGGAUUAAAAGCGAUUGGCGUUACGAACCAGAGAGAGACGGCGGUUGUCUGGAGUAAAUCCACUGGUCUACCUCUUUAUAAUGCUAUUGUUUGGAUGGAUGUUCGAACCAGUCCUAUCUGCAGGAGAUUAGAGGAACAAUUUCCAGAGGGGAGAAACCAUUUCGUGGGGACAUGUGGCUUGCCUAUUAGCACUUAUUUCAGUGCAGUUAAAUUUCUAUGGCUGUUAGAAAAUGUUGAUGCUGUUAAGAAAGCUAUGGACUCAGGGGAUGCUCUGUUUGGGACAAUUGACACUUGGUUGAUCUGGAACCUCACUGGGGGUUCUGGUAGUGUAGACCCAUCCAAGAAUUCGGUGACUGGUGUGCAUGUCACUGAUGUAUCAAAUGCAUCUCGAACAAUGCUCAUGAACCUCCAGACUCUUGAAUGGGAUAAACCCACAUUAGAGGCAUUUGGGAUACCCAUUGGAGUACUUCCCAAGAUUGUCAGCAAUUCCGAAAUUAUUGGAAAUGUUGCGAACGGAUGGGCAACUGCCGGUGUUCCAAUUGCAGGCUGCCUCGGUGACCAACAUGCAGCAAUGAUGGGUCAGGCCUGCCGGAAAGGGGAGGCAAAGAGCACCUUUGGAACUGGUGCCUUCAUACUUCUUAACACUGGUGAAGAGAUUAUUAAAUCGAAUCAUGGUCUCCUGAGCACUGUUGCAUUCAAACUUGGUCCUAAAGCGCCGACGAAUUAUGCAUUGGAAGGCUCCAUUGCGAUUGCCGGAGCAGCAGUUCAGUGGCUCAGAGACAGCCUUGGCAUUAUUAAGACUGCCCCAGAAGUUGAAGAUUUGGCAAAGAAAGUUGAGAAUUCAGGUGGGAUCUAUUUUGUGCCAGCGUUCAAUGGGUUGUUUGCUCCGUGGUGGAAAGAUGAUGCGAGAGGUGUACUGGUUGGGAUCACAAGGUUCACAAACAAUUCACAUAUUGCUCGAGCUGUGCUUGAGAGUAUAUGUUUUCAGGUGAAUGAUGUGUUGGAAUCAAUGCACAAGGAUUCAAAGGAGAAGGCUGGAGCUAAUGAUGGGGAAUUUUUGCUCAGGGUUGAUGGUGGUGCAUCUGCCAACAACCUCCUGAUGCAGAUUCAGGCGGAUUUAUUGGGGAGUUCAGUGGUACGACCGAGUGAUAUAGAGACAACUGCUCUAGGGGCAGCCUAUGCAGCAGGCUUGGCUGUGGGUGUUUGGACAGAAGAUGAAAUUUUCUCCACAGAAAAGCGGCAAGCAAAAGCAACCACUUUCCACCCGAAACUCCAAGGGGAAGAGAGGAAGAAGAAGUCUGAGUCCUGGUGCAAGGCUGUGACAAGAAGUUUUGAUUUGGCAAGCCUUUCCCUUUAGCUCCUAGCAUUACCCGCCUUCUCAUAUUUCCCCCAUUUUAGUGAUUUUAUUCUGAAUAAUGUUCCAAAUUCUUAUGUAGAUCUUGUUAAUGGAUCAAUAAUUUUAUGUAUUUAA
Molecule: messenger RNA, 1701 nt
Organism: Telopea speciosissima
Lineage: Eukaryota; Viridiplantae; Streptophyta; Magnoliopsida; Proteales; Proteaceae
Product: glycerol kinase-like
Exons: 4
Coding region: 1-1587 (528 amino acids)
Biological process (GO): glycerol metabolic process; glycerol-3-phosphate biosynthetic process; triglyceride metabolic process
Cellular component (GO): mitochondrion
Molecular function (GO): glycerol kinase activity
Source: RefSeq, a predicted model, not a curated record